UCAGUUCCAGAUCUCUGCUUCAGUUAGUCACCAUGGCUCCCCUCGCCAAGCCCGCCGCCGCCAAGCCAAAGAACGCAGCCGCCGGCGCCUCCCACCCUCCCUACUUCGAGAUGAUCAAGGAGGCGAUCGCGGCGCUCAAGGACAGGACCGGCUCCAGCUCGGUCGCCAUCGCCAAGUACAUCGAGGAGAAGCACGGCAAGUCGCUGCCGUCCAACUUCAAGAAGAUGCUCUCCGUCCAGCUCCGCGGAUCCGCCGCCAAGGGCAAGCUCGUCAAGGUCAAGGCCUCCUACAAGCUGUCCGACGCCGCCAAGAAGGACUCGCCCAAGGCCAAGCCCGUCGCCGCCAAGGCCGCGGUGAAGCCGGCCAAGGUUGCCGCCAAGCCCAAGAAGGACGCUGCCAAGCCCAAGAAGAAAGCGGCGGCCGCUGGCACCAAGCGCAAGGCGCCCGAGAAGAAGCUUAUCGCCAAGGCCAAGAAGUCUCCUGCGGCCAAGGCAAAGGCCAAGCCGAAGACUGUCAAGUCACCGGCUGCCAAGAAGCCCCCGCAAGGGUCUGUACAAAAGGAUUCCUCAUCCUCCCUGUAUCGUGGGUUGUGUUCAGUUUAUGCAAAUGGUUCAGGAGUUUGUAUAACUGAUAAUACUUUUCUCGUGCUCAUUGCGCUGAGACGACAGUGUGCAUGUCAGGUAUCUGUUCAGUUUGCUCCCGCUUGCAACCGUCGCCCCCACGCGGCCCGCCCCGCCCCGCCCGCGCCGCCCAGGCCCCGCGCGCCCCACCACGCCCCCUCCGCCCCUGCCCGCCCCGCCCAACACCGCCCCGGCGAGCUCGACCCCGCCCCGUCUCGUCACGGACGCCUCCAGGGCCGCCCGCCCGUGCCCGGCGAGCUCGUGGCCGGCCGGCUGUCCACUCUCUCUUCCCCGAGCUCGCAACGCAGGGCCCGCUGA
This is a messenger RNA of Lolium perenne, 938 nucleotides long. The record is from RefSeq and is a predicted model, not a curated record. Lineage: Eukaryota; Viridiplantae; Streptophyta; Magnoliopsida; Poales; Poaceae.